Messenger RNA from Helianthus annuus (common sunflower), 1191 nucleotides. Its product is annotated as ATP-dependent DNA helicase pif1-like. Lineage: Eukaryota; Viridiplantae; Streptophyta; Magnoliopsida; Asterales; Asteraceae. The record is from RefSeq and is a predicted model, not a curated record. The coding region runs from base 1 to 1191 and encodes 396 amino acids. Gene Ontology annotation, biological process: telomere maintenance; DNA repair. The transcript has a single exon. Gene Ontology annotation, molecular function: DNA helicase activity.
AUGGGAGGCUUAUUCUUUGUUUAUAGUUAUGGAGGUACUGGUAAAACAUUUUUGUGGAAGACAUUGUCUGCAGCCAUCAGAUCUAAAGGAGAAAUUGUAUUAAACGUUCCAUCAAGUGGAAUUGCAUCUCUAUUAUUAUCUGGUAGUAGGACGUCACAUUCUAGGUUUCAUAUUCCUUUAAAUCUUACGGAAGAAUCAAUCUGUCACAUUAAACCAUAUGGUGAAGUUGCUAAUUUACUAAAAGAAACAAAGUUGAUAAUUUGGGACGAAGCUCUAAUGAUUCACAAACAUGCGUUUGAGGCACUAGACCGGACUAUGAAAGAUAUCUUCAAAUCGGAUGAUUCACUGAAUUCAGAAAUGCCAUUUGGAGGAAAAGUUAUGGUUUUGGGUGGUGAUUCUAGACAAAUCCUUCCGGUUGUUGCCAAUGGUAGUAGACGCGAAAUUGUAAAUGCUUUCAUCAUUUUGUCCUAUAUUUGGGGGGCAUGCAAAGUCCUUAGGCUAACGAAAAACAUGAGGUUAACUAUAGGGAAUAACACAUCUGAAACAGAACAGACCAAAUCUUUUGCAAAGUGGCUUCUAGAUUUGGGUGAGGGAAACAUUGGUGAUAGCGAGGACUGUGAGGUAACCAUAGAUAUUCCUGAAGACCUACUAAUUAAGAACUCGGUGGAUCCUUUGUCGAGUUUUAUCGACUUUGUAUACCCUUCCCUGCUUCAACUUUAUAAAAAUCAAGAUUAUUUUGCAGAAAGAGACAUACUUGCACCUACAAAUGAAGUCGUGCAUGAAAUUAAUGAAAAAUUGCUUGCAUUGUUUCCGGGAGAAGAAGUUGAGUAUUUGAGGUCUGAUAGUAUAUGUCAUACUGACCAGGCUAAGAAUAUGUCACACACAAAUUUAUACACACCUGACAUUCUUAAUGGUCUUAAAAUAGCAGGAUUGCCUAAUCAUCGAUUAAUACUUAAAGUGGGUGUCCCAGUAAUGUUGUUGCGUAACAUUGAUCAACAAAAUGGUUUAUGCAACGAUACUAGAUUACGGAUUACUAAACUUGCAAAACGUGUUAUUGAAGCUGAAAUUAUAUCCAGAGGAAAAAUCGGUACGAAAACAUAUAUUCCACGAAUCACUUUAAUACCAUCUUACAAAAAAAUCCAAUCAAGUUUCAACGACGUCAAUUUCCGUUAUCAGUAUGUUCCGCAAUGA